GGCGCUGAUUGGCCGCGGCGAGGCCACGCCCCCCGCGCGGCGGCGCUGUCCCGGUGCUGAAGGCGCCAUGAGCGGCGGCGUCUACGGCGGCGACGAGGUCGGGGCUUUGGUGUUCGACAUCGGCUCCUUCUCGGUGCGCGCGGGAUAUGCCGGCGAGGACUGUCCCAAGGCCGACUUCCCCACCACGGUGGGGCUGCUGUCCCCGGAGGAGGUGGCACUGGAGCUGGACGGGGACAAGGACAAGAAGGGCGGGAAGGUUUAUUACAUCGACACCAACGCGCUGCACGUGGCGCGGGAGGGCGUCGAGGUCCUGUCCCCGCUCAAGAACGGCAUGAUCGAGGACUGGGAGUGCUUCCAGGCCAUCCUGGACCACACCUACGGCAAACACGUCAAGUCGGAGCCGGGGCUGCACCCGGUGCUGAUGUCGGAGGCGCCGUGGAACACGCGCGCCAAGCGGGAGAAGCUGACGGAGCUGAUGUUCGAGCACUACAACAUCCCGGCGUUCUUCCUCUGCAAGACGGCCGUGCUCACCGCCUUCGCCAACGGCCGCAGCACGGGGCUGGUGCUGGACUCGGGGGCCACCCACACCACGGCCAUCCCCGUGCACGACGGCUACAUCCUGCAGCAAGGUAUCGUCAAGUCGCCGCUGGCCGGGGAUUUCAUCUCCAUGCAGUGCCGGGAGCUGUUCCAGGAGCUCAACAUCGACAUCGUGCCGCCCUACAUGAUCGCCGCCAAGGAGCCGGUGCGGGAAGGGGCCCCCCCGAGCUGGAAGAAGAAGGAAAAGCUGCCGCAGGUGUCCAAAUCCUGGCACAACUUCACCUGCAACGAGGUGAUCCAGGACUUCCAGGCCUCGGUGCUGCAGGUGUCGGACUCUCCCUACGACGAGCAGGUGGCGGCGCAGAUGCCCACGGUGCACUACGAGAUGCCCAACGGGUACAACACCGACUACGGCGCCGAACGGCUCCGCAUCCCCGAGGGGCUCUUCGACCCCUCCAACGUCAAGGGCCUCUCGGGGAACACCAUGCUGGGCGUGGGGCACGUGGUGACCACGAGCAUCGGGAUGUGCGACAUCGACAUCCGGCCGGGGCUGUACGGCAGUGUCAUUGUCACCGGGGGGAACACGCUGCUGCAGGGCUUCACCGACCGCCUGAACCGCGAGCUGGCCCAGAAAACGCCCCCGAGCAUGCGCCUGAAGCUGAUCGCCAGCAACAGCACCAUGGAGCGGCGCUUCAGCCCCUGGAUCGGCGGCUCCAUCCUGGCCUCGCUCGGCACCUUCCAGCAGAUGUGGAUCUCCAAGCAGGAGUACGAGGAGGGCGGCAAGCAGUGCGUGGAGCGCAAGUGUCCCUGAGGGGACCCCGAAACCCAUCGGGAGGGGCUGAGGGGGACCCCAAAACCCCUCGUGAGGGGGACCCCAAAGCCCUUCAUGAGGGGCCUGAGGGGGACCCCAAAACCCCUUGUGAAGGGGACCCCAAAACCCCUUCAUGAGGGGGCUGAGGGGGCCCCAAAACCCCUCGUGAGGGGGACCCCAAAACCUCUUCAUGAGGGGGACCCCAAGGCCUCAUCGUGAUGGGGACCCCAAAAACCAUCGUGAGGGGGACCCAAACCCUUCAUGAGGGAGACACCAACCCCUUCAUGAGGGGAACCUCAUAUCCCACCAUGAGGGGCCUGAGGGGGACCCCAAAACCCCUCGUGAGGGGAACCCCAAACCCUUCAUGAGGGGGCUGAAAGGGACCCCAAAACCCCUUCAUGAGGGGCUGAGGGGGACCCCAAACCCCUUCAUGAGGGAGACCCCAAACCCCUUCAUGAGGGGGACCCCAAACCCCAUCGUGAGGGGAACCUCACAUCUCACCAUGAGGGGGCUGAGCGGGAGGCACCGCGCGUCGGUGCCGGGGGUGGGUGGGGGUCCCCGAUUUCGCUGUUUUCAGCCCCCUCCGCCCCCCCACAAAAAUAAAAAAAAAUUAAAAUUAAAAUUAAAAUAAAAGAAGCGGC
Taeniopygia guttata (zebra finch) is the source of this 1989-nucleotide messenger RNA. It is a transcript of the gene ACTL6B, whose product is annotated as actin like 6B. NCBI's taxonomy places the organism in Eukaryota, Metazoa, Chordata, Aves, Passeriformes, Estrildidae. The record is from RefSeq and is a predicted model, not a curated record.